UAUUAUUACACAAAAAUAUUACUCCCUCUGUCCUAGUUUAUCCUACCCCUUUUCUUUUCAUAGCGGAUGCGAACAUCUCUGCCUUUGCCUUAUAAAAAGAAACAGAAAAGUUGUCCUUCCACCAUUGUUGGAUGUUGCAACCCUUCCGGACUUCAUCUGCUCCUACUUCAUCCAAUACGGUUGGCCUAAGAUCUAUUAAUUGUUCUGUUGUCACUACGAUGUCAAAGUCAGUGGAAUUCGCAUCCAAAAUGGUGGCUUCUUUAUGCAUUAACUAUAAGAUGAUGAACGCUAUAAGGAAUCUUCUUGGCAUUCCCAUUGUUCCACCUGAUUUGGUCCCCACAACAACUCUACACAAUCCUACAUCUACUGACAUGGAAUCUGUGGAGCGUACGGUUGGGGAUUCAGUGAGAGUCCCUGCUGCUGAUGGUGUUUCUAUUGAAGGUAUUGUUAAUGCCUUUCCAUCAGAUCUUGUAGUUGUUGAUACACACGUAGAUGCAUCGGGUAAGGGAGACGUUGCAAAGGAUCAAACAUUGAGCAAUGUCAUCAUCGCAUGUAGCCUUGUGUCUCCGUCCAAAACCACUCAAGUAGCAGAUGUGAAUUAUACGCAACCAGAGAUCUCACUGUCCUUUGAUAUCAUCCAGUCCUCUGGCCAUGCGAAUAUAGUGGAGUCCGAGUAUUGGGUUUCACCGCAGGUAGCUAAGUUUGCAUUUGCUCUUCUCUCUUAUGUCCAUCGCUAUACUCCAAUUUGCAGGCUUAAUGACGAUCUAUCAUCAAGUGGGCAUACUCUUUGGGUCAACAUUUUCUCUCCAGUCUCGAAGCAUGAGUGGGAGCCUCCACCUUGAGGACAAGGUUAGCGUUAGGGUUUCCUUUUUCCCUAUAUAAAGAGAUGUAACCUCAUUUAGAGUAAAUCAAUCAAUAAACAAUUCAAAACCCUAAUUCCUUCUCCCCUCUCGGUUCGCCGAUUCCCUCUUCGCCUCAAUUCUUCUUCUUCUUCCUCGUCCCAUAUUCUCAAGAGCUCGAAGACGCUCUGAGUCUUCCCUAUCCGAUAUGAGUCCGUAUCAAAUCGUUGCGUCCUCAUAUGGGCGACGGAAAAAAACCGUCGCCUAACGCCACUUAAUUAAAAACAACGUAGAAACAAGUCGGGCUAGCAAGUUGCCGU
Cuscuta campestris is the source of this 1159-nucleotide messenger RNA. The record is from the annotation of a GenBank genome assembly. NCBI's taxonomy places the organism in Eukaryota, Viridiplantae, Streptophyta, Magnoliopsida, Solanales, Convolvulaceae.